This is a messenger RNA of Corticium candelabrum, 2256 nucleotides long. Its product is annotated as phospholipid-transporting ATPase ABCA1-like. Gene Ontology annotation, biological process: lipid transport; transmembrane transport. NCBI's taxonomy places the organism in Eukaryota, Metazoa, Porifera, Homoscleromorpha, Homosclerophorida, Plakinidae. Gene Ontology annotation, molecular function: lipid carrier activity; ABC-type transporter activity; ATP binding. The transcript has 17 exons. Gene Ontology annotation, cellular component: membrane; intracellular membrane-bounded organelle. The annotation marks the transcript as partial. The record is from RefSeq and is a predicted model, not a curated record.
CAUGCGGCUCCUAUUUAUUUGAAUGUGCUUAACAAUGCGAUAUUGAGAGGCAACGUUGAUCCGUCGGAAGAUAUCACGCAAUACGGCAUCACAACAAGCUCUCAUCCUUUCAACAAGACUGUCGUACAACUACUAGAAGAAAACAUGCGGUCUGGAAUCGACCUUCUCAUCGCUUUGUGUGUCAUAUUUGCUUUGUCGUUUGUUCCACCGUCGUUCAUCAUGUUUCUCAUCCGAGAGCGUGCGACCGGUGCCAAGCAUCAGCAAUUGGUCUGCGGAGUGAACCCUGUUGUCUACUGGAUAGCGAACUAUAGCUGGGAUAUGAUCAAUUACAUGGUUACCGUACUUCUUGUUGUCAUCAUUUUUUAUGCAUUUGGUGAAGAUGUGUACACGUCAGGAGACAACUUUGCAGCUGUUGUUGUCUUGUUUAUUCUUCAUGGUUGGGCGAUGAUUCCUCUCAUGUAUCCUGCAACGUUUCUGUUCAAGAACAGUAGCACGGCUUACAUUGUUACGAUGGCCGUUAGUGUGCUGAUUGGUUUUGUAACGACGUCGACCACACUUGUCCUGCAGCUUGUUGAACAAACAGAGGGAGGAGGAGGUGAUGGUACUGCUAUGAGCGACCAGUUACGUGUAGCCUUCCUCAUAUUCCCCAACUAUUGUCUCGGUCGUGGUAUGAUGGACAUCGCCUACAGCUACUACAUCCGGAUUGCAAGUGAAGAGCUACAAAACUACGGAGUUUCCUUAAAUGUUGUUAGCCCUUUUUCGCUGACCAUCGAUGGUGUGGGUCGAAACAUUGUUGCUAUGGUUGUAUCAGGAUUCGUCUACUUUCUUCUUGCUCUUCUUAUUGAGUACAAGUUCUUCAUGCCUUUGCUGUGGUCCGACAAGCCGGUGAAUCUCGACGACGUUGAAUCGGAGAAAACGGACGAAGAUGAGGACGUCGCAAGAGAGAGGAAGAGAAUUAGACGCGGUAGAGGAAAUGAUUCUGUUUUGAGAAUGGAAGAGCUGACGAAGAUCUAUCAGUCACGUUUCUCUAGCUCUAAAGUUUUAGCUGUAGAUCGUUUGUCUCUUGGAGUAUCGAAAGGCGAGUGUUUUGGACUUCUUGGUGUGAACGGCGCCGGCAAGACAACAACCUUCAAAAUGCUUACUGGAGACGUUUCUGUCACAUCAGGCUACGCAUCAGUCUUCCAACACAGUGUGACUAGUGAUAUCCAUACCGUGAGGCAGCACCUUGGGUAUUGCCCACAGUUCGACGCGAUCAACGAUCUGCUGACCGGACGUGAGCACUUGACGUUGUAUGCACGACUGAAGGGCAUUGCCGAACAGGAAAUAAAUGAGGUUGUUGAAUGGUGUCUUCACAAGCUGGCAUUGUCACGUUACGCCAGUGUGUGUGCUGGUAAAUACAGUGGAGGCAACAAGAGAAAGCUCUCUGCAGCAAUUUCUCUUAUUGGACAGCCUGCUGUUAUCUUCCUGGAUGAACCAACUACUGGAAUGGAUCCGAAGUCUCGACGCUUUUUGUGGUCUGUGAUUAACAGUUUAGUGAGGCAAGGACGAUCCAUCAUUUUGACAUCGCACAGUAUGGAGGAGUGUGAAGCGCUUUGCACUCGAAUUGGGAUUAUGGUUAAUGGACAGCUUAAGUGCCUCGGGAGUCCACUGCAUCUGAAGAGCAAAUUUGGUGAUGGCUACAUGGUGACUGUCCGAGUAGCUGGCUCCUCCCCUGAUCUCACACCAACAAAGACAUUCUUUACCACCACGUUUCCUGGAGCUGACCUAAAGGAGGAGCAUCACAACAUGCUGGAGUAUCAGUUGCCGUCAGGUUGUGCUCCACUCUCGACUUUGUUUAGUCAACUGGAGACAGGGAAGAAGACGCUACAUAUAGAAGACUAUUCGAUAUCACAGACAACACUAGACAGGGUGUUUGUUCACUUUGCCAAGAAGCAGAACGAUGGUGUUGACUUAUCUUCGCCUCCUAAGAAGUCUCUGUGGUCACGAUUUAGUGUAUCUUUCAAUGCUCGCCAACAGGUAGUAACCGUUGAAGACUUUAACAGCGACACUGAAAAGCUGGUGCAGCAAGAUGAAGGUGAAUCGAUGGCAUAGAUGAUGAAGGACUAGGUGAUGUAUUAUAGCGUAUUUGUGAUGUAUCAUACACUACUUGGUGAUGUAGAGAGAACACGUGUGCUUGUAUGGUUGCUUAUCUGUUUAUAGUCUGGUAGCUGUAUGUCGUAGAUAUUAAUGAACUGUGAGUUUGAUACAUAAACGUCA